Messenger RNA from Lactuca sativa (garden lettuce), 1710 nucleotides. Its product is annotated as ENTH/VHS/GAT family protein. Gene Ontology annotation, molecular function: clathrin heavy chain binding; SNARE binding; 1-phosphatidylinositol binding. Gene Ontology annotation, biological process: clathrin coat assembly; vesicle budding from membrane; clathrin-dependent endocytosis. Gene Ontology annotation, cellular component: clathrin-coated vesicle; clathrin-coated pit. Lineage: Eukaryota; Viridiplantae; Streptophyta; Magnoliopsida; Asterales; Asteraceae. The record is from RefSeq and is a predicted model, not a curated record.
AGAUUUUAAAAAAAAAAGGCAAGCAAUACACGAAUAUCUUACGGUCUUACCCACUACAGUUGGUUACAUAUUUUUAUUGUAGGCCGUCCUUACUAAACAUUUAAAUAUAUCUAAAUAUUGUAAUACAAAACUAGAAUUUGAAACCCAAAAGUUACGGUAUGACCCUGAUGACAAGUUUGUCAAAGUCAAGUUCAUUGUAAACCAAACAAUACGUCGAAUUUCCAACCAAAAUUAGGAAUCAACAGGCCGACACUCAUGCCCCAUUCCUACACCUGUCACUAUAAAAUUCACUUGAGAACAAAGGAUUCAAAUUGAAAAUAAUAAAUCAUACCAGCAACCGGGAGUGGUCGUGUCGCAAGAGACUAUGAAAUUCUGGAAAAGGGCUUCCGGAGCACUAAAAGAUCGCAGAAGUCUUCUGAAGGCGAGCUUCACUCAACGAUCCACUUUUCGAAAUCCCGACAUAGAAGCGGUGGUCAUCAAAGCCACCACGCAUGACGAAACCCGUGUUGAUUACCGUAAUGCUCAACGUGUAUUUGCCUGGGUGGGGAUCUCUGAUGACUAUCUGCGCCAGGUGUUGUGGGCCCUUACACACAGGAUGUGGAGGACCCACAACUGGGUGGUGGUGUUGAAGGGACUCAUGCUUUUGCAUGGAGUUUUCUGUUGUAAAGUUCCUGGAAUUCAAGAGAUAGGACGGUUACCUUUUGAUAUGAUGAACUUCAAAGAUAAGCAUACAAGGCGUGGGAAAUUAUCCGGUUUGAACGAGUUUAUCCGUGCGUAUUAUGUUUUUCUGGAUGAGAAAUCGUCCUUCAUAUUCUUCCAUUCGCAGGAACAAAGAGAUCGAAGGGUCAAGGAACAGAUGGCCUUGCUAUCACGAGAUGGAUCGACUGAUGAGCAAAAAGAGAAAUCGACAAUCCAAGAUCUAAUUUGGUUGCAGAAACUACAAGGAUUACUCGAUUUGUUACUUCAGAUCCGACCUAAAUCUAGGCAAAUGGUCAACUUGCUUGUUCUUGAAGCCAUGGACUGCAUCGUAAUCGAGUUUUAUGAUAUAUGCGGCCGCAUUAGCAAUGGAAUCGGAAGUGUUCUUAUGACGAUUUACUCCGUGGGGAAAAACGACGCCAAAAUGGUGUUGUCAAUCAUGCAGAAAGCCAAAGUUCAACAUGAACAACUCUCGCUUUAUUUUGAUUUUUGCAGGGAGAUCGGUGUUGGUAACGCCUCUGAAAUCCCCAAAAUGGAACAAAUGCCUGAAGAAGGUAUUCAAAAACUGGAACAGAUAAUAAAUAAAGAUCCAGAGCAAUUCAAACUUGAACAAGAACAGGAGAAAUCCAUAAUUGUUAUGGAGCACCAUGAUUCGACGAAAACACCUAAUCUCGACAACUCAACAAGUCUGAAGACUAUGAUAAGCGAUGAUUGGGAGGUUUUUGAAAGCAAACAGAUGAAAUCAAAUAAGGAUCCUGAGCUUAUCGAUCUGUUUUCUCCUCCUGGGAAGAACAACAUCAAAAUCAAUCAUUUAGUGCAAGAAAACACCAUUGAAUUUCCGGAUCUAAUUAGCUUAUGAGAUGCAACUAGUUAGUUCAGAUCCAAAACAACAAAAGGAAAUUUUGAAGAAGAAAUUGUAACCUUUUCUCGUCCGUAUAUGAAAUGGAUUCAUAAGAUACAAUGCGAUGUUUCUUUCAUAACAGAUGUUAUAAGAUAGCAGAGAGUGUUUGUUCA